Messenger RNA from Psammomys obesus (fat sand rat), 1314 nucleotides. It is a transcript of the gene Samd7, whose product is annotated as sterile alpha motif domain containing 7. The coding region runs from base 1 to 1314 and encodes 437 amino acids. The record is from RefSeq and is a predicted model, not a curated record. Lineage: Eukaryota; Metazoa; Chordata; Mammalia; Rodentia; Muridae. Gene Ontology annotation, molecular function: protein binding. The transcript is spliced from 7 exons.
AUGACAAACCCAGUGAUGUCUACGAACCCUCUCUUGACAACGUCAGGACAGCAGAGGAUCCCAUUGGUUCCUUCACCAUUUGGGCCUCCAGUUGUGGACAGAGAUGUCUUGUCUUCCAGUAUGGCUCCAACUGACCCAAGCCAGUUUUGUGUUCCUUCCCAAUUUGGAUCGACUGUUCUCCCAAACACAAAUAUGCCAAACCCGCUGUCGAGUCACUUCUACUCAGGAUGGGGCAUCUUACCGCCUGAACCCAUAAAGUCAAUGACCACAAGGAAUGAGAUGAUUGAAAGACAUCACACCGCCAGGGCAGAAAUGGAAAUGUAUUCUCUUUACCAGCAACGGAGAAUGGAACGAGUUAAUCCCAGGGGGCUCUCUGGCCUGGGGAUACCACUCUUUUAUGGCUCAAGUUGCCUGGGUGGCUCCGCAGGCUUCCAAGGCAGGAGCCCGUUGCCUGCCAGUGAUCUGCAUUUGCACAGAAGCACCUUCAGACACCUUCAGGGAAGCCCUAUUCUGCUGGCAACUAGACCACACUUUACAGAGUGCUGGGGCCAGAAAUACCGACUCAGGAGAGGUCCAGUUUACCAGAAACCUCCAGAGAGUGAUACUGAGAGUUUCAAAAGUCAAGGAGAAGAAAAGGGCUUGGGCCAGAUGCCUGCGGUUUCCUGUGAAGAGGAAGAGUACAUCAAAGAUCCAGAAAUUGAAGUAGACAACCACCAGAAGCCAAGGGAAUCUGAUGAAAAGCUGACCACAGCCCUCACCAACCCCUGCGGAGAGCUCCAGCCAAACCAGAGAAAACCCUCUUCCCUGGAGGCGAAAGCAUGGGAUGGGGAGAAGGAAAAGCCCUCUGAACAGGGCUAUGAAGCCUGGGAUGAAAAGAACAGGGUUUGCCUGCCAAUUUCCACACUGCCUCUGUCAGGAACACACGAACUGGCUGAUAUUCAGAAGUGGACUGUGGAGGACGUGCACGACUUUAUCAGAAGCCUCCCAGGCUGUUCUGACUACGCCCAGGUAUUUAAGGAUCAUGCAAUUGAUGGAGAAACACUGCCCCUUCUCACUGAGCAGCAUCUUCGAGGCACCAUGGGACUGAAACUGGGCCCAGCAUUAAAAAUCCAGUCUCAGGUAUCUCAGCAUAUGGGAAAUAUGUUCUGUAAAAAAAUUCCUUCGCUCCCCGCCCAUGCAAGACAAGCAUUCGAUCAGCCAGCUGACACAUCCCCUCUUUUGGAUAUUAAUUCCUGGAGUGAUGGUUUGAGCAUUCCUGGUUCCCAGGAUAUAAUGAUGCCUAAGAGGACUGAGCAAGACAGUAUGAGAAACUAA